UCCUCUGUUUCUCCUAAAGAAAAACAAACAAAGUAAAAGGAGAAAAAACAAUGAAAUUUCUGCUUUACCUAAUUACGUGCUUUCUCCUCUUAAACGUUUUAGCAACAGCAAAAUCUCUCAUUCAAGAUUCUUGCAAGAAAGCAGCAGCGAAAAACCGAAAGCUCAAACUCGAUUUCUGCCUCAAGUCUCUCGAAGGGUGUCGGCAGUGCAAAACCGCUAAAAAUCUCGGCGAACUAGUCAUGGCGACGAUGAAGAACGCUGAGACAAAAACGAAGAGAGUGCAUGCACAGAUGAAGAAGGAUUUUGACGCGAAGAAAUAUCCCAAGGACAAUGACAUGCUGGUAAUGGAGUGUCUCAGCGAUUAUUCAGGAACUGCUCAGAUAUUGGACAUAGCUAUGGAAACCUUUGAAGAUCAUGAUUACAAAGACCUUAUCUCUCGUAUGAAUCUUGGAAUGGAAAGCUUGGAUGCUUGCGAUGAAGGAUACAAAGAAAGAUCAACGCCUCAGAUAUCUCCGUUUAUAAAAAGCAACGAGUUUUUAACUCAUUUGAUUGAGAUUCCUAUAGCUUUUACAGAGAUGUUGAAAAGAAAAUAAUUAAUUAAGACAUGGAUUAAAGAUUAUACUCUGUGGUACGGUAAGUUAAGAUUAACUGGGUUGCUCAAUAAUGUACGUAGCCUCUAGGCCUUUUUAAAGUCUUGAAUAGAGAAUUAUUAUCUGCAUGG
Messenger RNA from Brassica oleracea var. oleracea, 721 nucleotides. RefSeq names its product putative invertase inhibitor. The record is from RefSeq and is a predicted model, not a curated record. Bases 51 to 593 code for a protein of 180 amino acids. Lineage: Eukaryota; Viridiplantae; Streptophyta; Magnoliopsida; Brassicales; Brassicaceae. Gene Ontology annotation, molecular function: enzyme inhibitor activity. The transcript has a single exon.